Blepharisma stoltei is the source of this 507-nucleotide messenger RNA. Lineage: Eukaryota; Ciliophora; Heterotrichea; Heterotrichida; Blepharismidae. The record is from the annotation of a GenBank genome assembly.
AUGAGCAAAUUUAGCUUAAAUUUUAUUUGAAAAUAUAUAACCGGAUUAAAAUUUUGGUUGAAAGUCCCAAAUGGAACCAAAAAUGAUCAUCAGACAACUUUACACUCUACGACGAAGAAAACGAAUACAGAACCGUCAUCUUUGAAAACGCAGGUAUUGGAGCAUAAAAGAAAAGUCAAAUUCUUAUUAGGCUUUACCCUGAAAAAAGGAGAAAAUUAUAUCGAAGUUUGUUUGUUGAAAUUUGACCACGAAGCAAAAAGAUCAUCCAUUACAGGGUGGGGCAACAACCAUAAAGCCAUGAAACGGCAAUUUACUAUCAAUUUAAUCAAGAAUGAAUGAGAAGUUUUUACUACUAGGCCCAAAAAAUCGUAUAAGUAUACUGAUGGAUUAUUUGCAAGAGAUUUUUGUUUUUGGAUGAUUCAGAAAGCUAUCCACUAUUGAAAUAGAAUAAUUUUAACCCAAAGAAUUGCAGCAGCUCCAGAAAUUCUACCAGAAGGUCCCAUUUAA